Solanum pennellii is the source of this 2658-nucleotide messenger RNA. RefSeq names its product receptor-like protein 8. The record is from RefSeq and is a predicted model, not a curated record. Gene Ontology annotation, molecular function: protein binding. NCBI's taxonomy places the organism in Eukaryota, Viridiplantae, Streptophyta, Magnoliopsida, Solanales, Solanaceae.
GCUCCAAAAUUCUCUAGUAUAUUAUUGAGAUAUAAAUAUUGUUCUUUUUUCUUUUUUCCUCUGAGGAUUGUGUUAAUUCAGGAUAUGAUUGGGUAUAUAUAUACAUCAACUAGCUAAUUUCAUUUCCACCAUCCAUGUUAUUGGGUAGACCCCAGAUAUGAUGUGGUCAGGGAUUUUUCUUUUUAUUUUGACAAAUACACUAUUAUGAAUUUUUGUAUUUUAGAAAACACAACUAACUUACUGCAUAUAUAUUUGAUAAAUAAUACUCAUUAUUUAUAUUAAAAAUAAAAAUAGAAUUCUAAGUGAAAAUUAUUUGAGUUGUGUUUGAAGUGUAUAGCUCUGCCCCUUAAUAUAAUUCCUACAUAAACAUUCCAUUAGGUAGCAAAUUAGAUUGCCAGAAAAACAAUAUGGGGAACAUUAAGUUUUUGUUGUUAGUGUUUUUUCUAAUACUAAUAAUGGCGAAUGGUUGUUGGGAGGAAGAGAGAAGUGCUCUCUUGGAUCUGCAAGCAAGUAUAAUAAGUUCGAAUAGUGAAUUGUUGGUCGAUUGGGCUGGAUAUAAUAAUGGCUUUACAGAUUGUUGUUUCUGGAAAAGGGUAAAAUGCAGCUUAGAAACAGGUCGAGUUAUCAAACUCAAUCUCAAAACAAAAUUUGGUACAGGGGAUGGUUGGAGAUUUAAUGCCUCUCUCUUUCUUCCAUUCAAGUCACUGCAAGUUCUGGUAUUGUCUUACCGAAAUAUUACAGGGUGGACAAAAAAUGAAGGUUUCAGUAAACUAAGGCAGCUGCCUAACCUGAAAGAAGUGGAUUUGCAAUAUAAUCCAAUCCAUCCUAAAGUUUUACUAUCAUCUUUGUGUUCGAUUUCAUCUCUUGAGGUUCUAAAACUUGGUGCAUAUGUCGAUACCUCUUUCACCAUACCAACAACAUAUAAUAGCACUAGCAUGAAGAGUAAGAAAUGUGGAGGAGGACUAACCAAUUUAAGAGAACUUUGGUUUAGAGGUUAUGGAAUCAGUGACAUAAAUAUCCUUUUUGCAUUGGGUAGACUGAGGAAUUUAGAGAAACUCAAUUUGAAUUUUAAUAACUUCAAUUCCACCAUCUUUUCAUCGCUCAAGAUUUUUCCGUCUCUCAAGCAUCUCAAUCUCGCUGCCAAUGAAAUAAAUGGAAAUAUCGAAAUGAAUGAUAUAAUUGCUUUGAGCAACUUGAAACAUCUGGAUCUCUGGAAUAACAAUAUAGAGAGCUUUGUGACUACCAAAGGUAGCAAAAGAAUGAGUUAUUUGCGAAAUUUACUAUUGGGAAGUUCCUAUUCCAACUCGAGCAGAGUCAUACGAUCCCUAAAAUCAUUCUCAUCUCUCAAAUCACUUUCUUAUGAAUUUAGUGAUCUCACUUCUCCCAGCAUAAUUUACGCAUUAAGAAAUCUGAGCACGGUGGAGUACCUAUACUUGACGGGAUCUUCUUUAAAUGACAACUUUCUGGCAAAUAUUGGACAAAUGACUUCUCUUAAAGUGUUGAAUAUGCCUUCUGGUGGAAAUAAUGGCACCCUCCCUAAUCAAGGAAAUAUCUCACAUGCCAUAGGCUCACUGAAUACUCUCAACUACCUUCUCCUUAGCCAUAACCAAUUGGAAGGGCAGAUUCCAACUCAGAUAUGUAUGCUGAACGACUUAUCUAUCAUAGAUUUAUCUUUCAAUAUGCUUUAUGGUCCUCUCCCUCCUUGUUUGGGUUACUUAACACAGACCAAAAAGGAUGCAGAGAUAAGUUGGACUUAUUAUUCUGCGACUUCCAGGCGUUCAUGGUUAAGUUUUGUGAUCUGGAUGCGUUCGAAAAGGCAUUACCACGAUAGUCAUGGACUUCUAAGUGACUUGUUUUUGAUGGAUGUGGAAACUCAGGUCCAGUUUUCAACAAAAAGAAACUCAUACACUUAUAAGGGAAACAUUCUAAAAUAUAUGUCGGGUAUUGAUCUCUCAAGUAAUAGAUUGACAGGUGAAAUUCCUGUUGAGUUAGGGAACAUGAGCAAUAUACAUGCAUUGAAUCUAUCACACAACCAUCUCAACGGAAGAAUACCAAAUACCUUCUCCAAUCUACAGGAAAUUGAGAGCUUAGACCUUUCCUGCAACAGAUUGAAUGGGAGCAUUCCUGUUGGUCUAAUUGAGCUAAAUUCUUUGGAAGUAUUUAAUGUUUCAUUCAACAACUUAUCGGGUGCAGUGCCUGAUUUUAAAGGUCAAUGAAAUUUUGACAAAAGCAGCUAUGAGGGAAAUCCUUUUCUUUGCGGUUAUCCAUUAGAUAACAAGUGUGGGAGAUUGAGUCCUAUAUUGUCCAAGAUUAAUAGAGAUGAGGAGGAAUCAUCAGAAUUGGAGUGUUUUUACAUUGGGUUAGUUGUGUCGUAUGGAGCGAUCUUGUUGGGAUUAGCUGCAGCGCUCUGCUUGAAUAGUCAUUGGCGAAGAGCAUGGUUUAGGAUGAUAGAGGCAUUGAUGUUUUAUUGUUACUAUUUUGUGUUGGACAACAUUGUUACACCCAUCAAGAGUAGAAUGCUGGUUAAUUAGGUAGUUGUUUUAAAAAUAUUGUUGCAUGUCUAUCUCUAUAUAUUAUUAUGUUGUCAUUCUAUUUUAUAAAUAUUUUCUUGUAUGAAUUAAAGUGUUCCAUUUUCAUACAUGUGUGUUGGAGUUGUUA